Xenopus tropicalis (tropical clawed frog) is the source of this 3877-nucleotide messenger RNA. It is a transcript of the gene bub1, whose product is annotated as BUB1 mitotic checkpoint serine/threonine kinase. Gene Ontology annotation, cellular component: kinetochore. Gene Ontology annotation, molecular function: ATP binding; nucleotide binding. The record is from RefSeq and is marked provisional. NCBI's taxonomy places the organism in Eukaryota, Metazoa, Chordata, Amphibia, Anura, Pipidae. Gene Ontology annotation, biological process: mitotic spindle assembly checkpoint signaling.
GGAAGCAGAAGCAGGAUGGGACGUGCGUGAUGUUGUAGCGGAAUAGCGGGGCCCCUGGAAUCACCACCCUACUGCUCAUCAUAAAAAUGGAUCUACAGAGCCAUGCACAGAUGUUUGAAGCCCAUAUUCAGGGAUACAAAGGCGAUGAUCCACUUGAUCUUUGGGAAAGGUAUGUACUUUGGGCAGAAGAAACUCUCCCCCCACAAGAGAAGCAGAACAUUUUUUGUUUGCUUGAGCGUCUAGUUAGAAACUUCAUAGGAGACAAAAGAUACAGCAAUGAUGAGCGAUAUCUGAAGUACUGCAUCAGAUUUGCUGAAACUAUCAAUGAGCCAGCACAAUACUUUGAGUACCUAUAUAACCAAGGCAUCGGCCAUCAGUCUGCCCCUCUGUACGUGACAUGGGCUCAGUUGCUAGAGACACAAGGAGACCUGCAAGGUGCCAGUACUCUGUAUCAGAAGGCAAUUCACAGCCAUGCAAAACCUAAAGAAAUCCUGGACCAGCACUUCAGAGCAUUCCAGAUCAGGGUCUCUCAAGCAAAUAUGCAAAAUCAUGGUGCCCUUGUGGAACCCCUCAGGAAUUCUCAGAUUUUAAAUCAAAUGAACUCUACUUCAUCAAAUGUGGAUCAAUUAUCUCUUGCCAAAUGUGAGAGUUCUGCUCCUUCACAAAUUCACACUUCUCAAGAAUCUGCAUGUGAUGUUGAUAGAAGUGGGAAUAAAUGGGUCACCAUCUCCAAGUCAGCUGUGGUUCCACAGCCUGCUAAAUCUGUGGGUGUGGAAGUUAAACAGGUUCCUAUGUACUGUAAGGAUAAGCUGGUCUGUUCCGAUUCUGAGCUUUCGUUUGAGGAAUUCCGAGCAAAUAUAUACAAAAAGAAAUGUGAGCAGCGCAAAAAGAUGCAGCAGUGGGAGGAAGAAGAAAGGAAAUACAAGAAGGUUAAGGAGGAAGCUUCUCUCCAGGAACAACUCUUAAAGCAGAAGAUGGAGCAGCUGAGCAGCCUGCUGAAUGUCCAGGGAAGGCAGGAUGUGCUGCCCCAAAGCACCGCUAGGCAAUUGCCUGAGGUCCCCCAGACAAUAACUAGCAAUGUUUCUAUAGCUAGUGGGUUGAAAAUUUCAAAUCUUCCAGAGGCAGAAACGCAAGCAUCCAGUGUAAAAGAUGAUCCAAUAAUUUUGCCUAGCUCUCAUGUAGCAUGUCCUUCUGUGCCACAAAUGGCUCCUUUUGGGAGAAAUGAGUGCAGCCCUGCUCCUGAAGAGUGCAUGCUUCCUCCAAUGGAUCAGAACUCUAUUCUUUGUAAAGCAGCAUCAAAUGUUCCAAGAGCUCAUAUUGCUGAACAAAGUAUCCUGAGCAAACAGCAAUCUAAUCUUGAUAGAUCAACAGCGACUGUUCUUGAGAUGUCUAAGCAAAUAUGUCCAGACACAAGUACACAAGGUCUCAGAUUUCAGCCUGGAAAAAAGGAAGCUGCUGCACCUGGAAACUUAUCUGGAUAUUUAGCAAACACAUCGCAUGUAACUCCCAACACUUCUCUAGGCUUGGUGCAGGCCACUCCAUCCAAAGUACUGCCUUCACCCACUGUCAAUACUAAGGAAGCGCUUGGUUUCAUAAUGGACAUCUUCCAAACAUCCACGCUCCCAGAUAAUGUGGAAGAGGAGGAAGAAACGCAAGAUGAAAAUGAUCAGGAGUUUGAAGCCUUUUGCAGAAAUGACUACAAAACUAAUUCUAACACUGUUGGUUUCCUGGGACUGCAGAAUGUUGCCCCUGCAUUGCCAUCUGCCUUCUGCAUCUUUGAAGACAAUGUUAACAAAGUGAAUGACUUACAGAGCAAACCAGUAGAAGUAAAAACACUCCGCGAACGCCCUGUGCUGAGGCCUCCUUUGAAAUCUAAUGAGGAGGUCAAGGCAGCAGAGUCCUUGGUAGAUGACUGCACAGUGUGGGCUGUGCGAUGCAACAAAACUCUAGCCCCCAGUCCAAACAGCACAGGUGAUUUUGCUCUGGCGGCCCGACUUGCAUCUACUCCUGCCAACAAGCAGACAGAGUCAACAUGGCAGACCGUGGAGGAUAAAGAGAAUGUAAUUGCUGACAGUGUUGUGCAUACUGUUUUUGACUUUGCUGAGGAUAAAGUAAUUCAAGUCUCCAAAUCCCGUAAGCUAAGUCCUAUACAAGAACAAAGCCCAGAGCAUUCCAAAAUCCAUGGGCCAGUACAGUCUCCUUCAUGCACCAUUCUGCCUGCUGAAUCUCCAGCAGCUAAGUUUCUGUCUGAAGAUGUGGAGCAGACUGGCCAGAAACUGGCAGCAUGCAAACUGUCAGACACAUUGCACCAACCUGUACUGGGAAGCCUGGAAGAUCCCUGGGGGAUAACAACACAAAUGCUGGAUGCUCAUGAAGAAGAACCAACAGAAACAAUUGUUAAUGCUCCACCUGAACUGGUUAUUAUUGAAAAUGCAUGGGAUGAUAAACUGAUCGACCGUCUCCUGUCUGAACUGCCUAAAUCACUUAGUUCCCACGAAAAUUACUAUCAGUGGCACACAAUGGUUCCUGUUUUGAAACCCAAGAUGGAAGUGAAGCUGGGAUCCAGUUCUUUUUAUAUUGAUUAUCUGCUUGGGGAAGGAGCAUUUGCGAAUGUCUAUCAGGCAUCAUUGUUGGGUAAUCAGAAAGUUAUAUUAAAGGUUCAAAAGCCAGCCAAGCCAUGGGAGUUCUACAUUGGAACACAGAUAAGAGAGAGGAUAAAGCCAGAAUUAAGGCAUCUAUUUAUAGGCUUCCAGGCUGCACAUCUGUUUGAUAAUGGAAGUGUGCUGGUUGGUGAUCUGUACAACUAUGGCUCACUUCUGAAUGCCAUCAAUUUGUACAAGAAGCUGAGUGAGAAAGUCAUGCCAGCACCACUAGUCAUGUACUUUGCCAUCAACAUUCUGUACAUGGUGGAACAGCUCCAUGACAUUGGCAUUAUCCAUGGAGACAUCAAGCCUGAUAACUUUGCAAUUGGUGAAAGGUUUCUGGAGAACGAAUCCUGCAGCCUUGAUUUCGUUUCUCAUGGUCUUGCACUGAUUGAUCUGGGUCAGAGCAUAGAUAUGACUCUCUUCCCUAAAGGAACUGCUUUUACUGGAAAGUGUGAGACUUCUUGCUUUCAGUGCACUGAAAUGCUGACUAAAAAGCCAUGGAACUAUCAGACUGACUACUUUGGAGUGGCUGGGACAGUUUACUGUAUGAUGUUUGGGAAUUAUAUGAAAGUGAAGAACGAGCAAGGAGUCUGGAAACCAGAUGGCACUUUUAAAAGAUACCAACAUGGGGGGGUUUGGAUGGAGUUUUUCCACACAUUAUUGAACGUCCCUGAUUGUCACAGUCCUUCCCCCCUCCGAGCCCUUCGGAAAAAGCUUAUGUCCACCUUCACGCUGUACACCAACAAGAUCAAAUCGUUCCGCAACAGACUUAUCAUCCUGCUUUUAGAGAACAAGCCUUCCCGUAAAUAGACUUUUAAAUCCAAGCUCGAUACUUUGUGUAGGUUUUAUGGAAAUGUAUGGAAGUACCUACUCAACUGGGUGGCCUUUGGAAUAAGAGGUUGAAAAACAGAAUAUUUUCCAGUUCUUCAGGAUUAAAUAAAGAUAAAUCUGCAGUAAUUCCUGCAAGAAGGAAAGGCCUAAUACAAUGCAAUACAUUCAAACGGUCCAGACUUCGUAGUAGUAGUGUGUGCAAACGGCACACUUUUUGGAUUUGGAUUCCAGCCAAUCUGUUCACAGUUUGUAUUGUAUUCCUAGUUAAGUAGCGGGCUCGCACUUGCCUUGAUUAGAUCCUGCCUGUGUAUUAGGCAGAAAGUAUUGUAUGUGGUGCAUCCAUAUUUUUAUUUUGUAAUAUUCUGUACAUAUUUCGUUUUUUGCGGGGAUAAAAAAAAAAA